AUGGCGUGUGGUGCUACUACUGAUAGGGUUGCUGACCCUUCUCCGGAUCUGACUCCCGAAGAACAGAUCACUGCAGAUCUUUUAUCGGAGAACUAUGUGAAGUGGAAUAAUGUUGACAAAAAACUCCAUCCUUCAUCUAUUAGGGCCACGUUAAGAUCUAAGAGCAAAGUAGUUGGAGAGGAAGUUGUUUCCCUUGAAGGAGUGAUGAACCGCCUUGACAAAGUGAUCGACUUGCCUUCUCGGAAAUUUAAGAGGACCACUCAUGGGAAUGAAUUAAAAUCUCAUGGGCUUCCGUCGUCUGGUGGCCAAUCUUCUUCCAAGGAACCUGCAUCUGAAGAAGCCGCGACAACUAAUCUUCAUGAGUGUCCGGUGGUUACUGAUCUGGAUCUGAAGCAUGCCAAGGAAAAUGUUCCUCCCUCUAAGGCUGAGUUCUUGAGCCUGAUGCUUCUACAUUUCCGACCAUAG
Messenger RNA from Lactuca virosa, 465 nucleotides. NCBI's taxonomy places the organism in Eukaryota, Viridiplantae, Streptophyta, Magnoliopsida, Asterales, Asteraceae. The record is from the annotation of a GenBank genome assembly.